CGUGUCGGCGCUGAGUAGUCACAGCGCCUCCACCUCGGCCUCCUCCACCACACACUCCACCAUGAGGCUCCUGCUAAACCUCCUCCUCCCCGCCGCCCUCCUGGCCGCCGCCGCCGCCGACAAGGGUGCCGGCAACGGCUUUGGUACCAACGGGAACGGCCCCAGCACCAGCUAUGGCACUCCCAACGGCAACGGGCCAAGUAACACUUAUGGCACUCCCAACGGCAACGGCUUUGGUAACGGCAACGGUUUCGGUAACGGCAACGGCCCCAGCACCAGCUACGGAACCCCCAACGGCAACGGCCCCAGCAGCACCUACGGGCUCCCCAACGGCAACAACGGGUACGGCCAGGACCCGCUGGCCGAGCUGGGCGAGAACAUCCCCGGCGGCGGCGUGCCCGGCGAGGACUACCCGGUGCUGGCCGCCGUGCCCGACACCGGCUUCUCUUGCGACGACCAGGCGGUGCCCGGCUACUACGCUGACGCCGCCCCCGAGGCCGGCUGCCAGGUGUUCCACAUCUGCCAGGAGCGGCCCGGCGGCCGCCGCCAGCAGGACUCCUUCCUCUGCCCCAACGGCACCGUCUUCAACCAGCAGUACCUCGUGUGCGACUGGUGGUUCAACUUCGACUGCGCCACCGCCGAGGGCCUCUACUCCGUCAACGAGCAGCUCUUCGCCGAGGCCGGCGGCUACGGCUACCAGGCGCCCGCCAACGGGAACGGCAUCGCCUACGGGAACGGCAACGGAAACGGUAACGGCAAUGGCAACGGCAACGGCAACGCCUACGGGAACGGCAGCGGUAACGGCAAUGGCAACGGCAGGAACGGCAAUGGCGCUCCCUCCACCUCCUACUCUGCCCCCAGCAACGGCAGGAACGGCAACGGCAACGGAAGGAACGGCUAUGGUAACGGAAAUGGCAACGGUAACGGCAACGGUGCUCCUUCCACCGCCUACUCUGCCCCCACCAACGGUAACGGGUACGGCGGCAACGGUAACGGUGCCCCGUCCAGCGCCUACAGCACGCCCUUCUAAGACGAUGCCCCGCCCCCUCCCCGCCCCGCCCCGCCCCGUGGCGGCUGUCUGUACAUAGCUUCCCUGCACCGCCCCUCGAGGCCUAUUUAAUAAAGCUUGGCGAUGUUA
This is a messenger RNA of Eriocheir sinensis (Chinese mitten crab), 1138 nucleotides long. RefSeq names its product pro-resilin-like. Gene Ontology annotation, molecular function: chitin binding. Bases 62 to 1030 code for a protein of 322 amino acids. The record is from RefSeq and is a predicted model, not a curated record. NCBI's taxonomy places the organism in Eukaryota, Metazoa, Arthropoda, Malacostraca, Decapoda, Varunidae. Gene Ontology annotation, cellular component: extracellular region. The transcript has 2 exons.